This is a messenger RNA of Plasmodium gallinaceum, 2103 nucleotides long. RefSeq names its product conserved Plasmodium protein, unknown function. Lineage: Eukaryota; Apicomplexa; Aconoidasida; Haemosporida; Plasmodiidae. The record is from RefSeq and is a predicted model, not a curated record. The coding region runs from base 1 to 2103 and encodes 700 amino acids. The transcript has a single exon.
AUGAAAAUAAGUAAAAUAAGAAGAAAGGUAGAUCCACCAUUAAUUGUAAGUAAAAGAUUACCUUCCUUUUUAAAAAAAGAGAAAAUUACUUUAACAAAAAAUAACUUUAAAAAAAAUGUAAAAUAUAAUCAAACUCCUCAAUUUGUUCAAGCAAUCAUUAAAUUCAGUAAAAAGAAUAAAAUUUUUGAUGAUGACAAUGUGAUAAAUAAAAAUAAAUUGAUAUACAUAAAUAAUUUGCUAAAUGAAAUUCCUAAAAAUAAGGAUUUGUUAACAUCUACUUUAAUAUGUGAAAUAUAUCGUUGCCUUUAUAAGCUAAAUUUUUUUAGAAUGGAUAUUAUUUUUAAUUUGUACAGUAUAUUAAUAAAUAAUACUAUUAAUUUUUCUAGCAUAAAUGGGUAUGUUAAUUGCAAUUUUAAAGAGUUAAUAAAUAUCACUAAAUAUUUAUAUCAUUUUCAAUAUAUAUGCAAUACUAAUAUUCAAUCUAUUCUAAACAAUAAUGAUAAUAACUUUAAAUUAAAGAUUGUUGAUAGAUAUCUUAAAGAUAACUUUAAGAGUAGAAAUGUACAUAUUUAUAACAAUAUAUAUAAUUAUAUUAUCAAAUAUAAUAAUCACAACAAUAUAGAUAUUUUAAUUUAUUCGUUGAUUAAAUACAAAAAUUCAGAUAAAGAAAAGGUAGGAACUAAAAGAAUAAUUGAAACUGAUAAUUCAAAAGAAUUGAGUCCUAAAAAUGAUUUAAUAGAUGAAAUUAAUAGAAAAAAUUGUAAAAAUGAUAAUGGUGGAAUUUCUGAAUUAAAUGAAAAUGUACAAAAAAAUUUUAAUAAUAAGCAAAUAGAAGAGAAUAAAGAAUUAUUAAUUGAAUAUAUAAACUCUUUUUAUAAAUUAAAUGAUAUGUUUAAUUUUUUGUUGAAUAAAAUAUUAACGUAUUUUAAUGAAAAUUCUAACAUUUUUGACUUUUAUAAUUUAAAAUUAUUAUUUUUCUUUUUAGGAAAAUUUGAAAAAUAUGAUUUGGGAACUUUAGAAAAAAUCUCUAGAAGAAUAAUUGAAGAAAUUGAAAAAAUAAAAACUAAUCCUAAAUUAAUUGGUGAAAAUUAUGAAGAAAAUAAAAAGUAUAAUUAUGCAAAAAACAGAGUAAAGAAAUUAAAAAAAAGGUUUAUAAAUACAUUUAUGAAAAUAAAUUCAAAAGAGUUUCUUAUUUUACCAUAUGCAAUUGGUAUUUCUAUGAAUACAUAUUUUAAUAAUUAUUUAAUCGAAUAUGUAAAUAUAUAUAUAUUAAGUUUAAUUAAUUCUAGAGUUAAUUGUGAUAUUGUUAAUUUCACUUAUUGCUUAAUCGGAUAUAAAUAUAUUAUGUUAAAUUUUUUUAUUUUGUUUAAUAUAUUUUUAUUUAAGGAAAAAUGUUUAAAGAACAAAAAACUUAUAAAUAAAUAUAAUAUUUUUUUUAAAAAAUUAAUAAAUAAUGUAAAAAAUUUUAAAAACACAGAAAACAUAAAAAGUAGUGUAAGUGAUGAAAUAAAGAACAUAAGUAUUUAUAAUAGCGUUUUUAAUGAUACUAAAAAAGAGUUAAAUAAUAAUGUCUUCAAUGGUAUAAAAACAUUUAGUGAUACUAAAAAUGAAAAUUGUGAUGAUUUAAGAAAAAAAGAAAACGACUUGAAUAAUAAUGAAUAUAUAGUAGAUAAAACAGGAAAUUCAAGUAAAAUUAAUUUAAAUAGUGAAAUGGAAAAUUUAAGUGAUUCAAAUUAUAUUUUUAAUAUGUUACUAAAUGAAUUUCAAAUUAAUUUAGAACAAAUUUCUUUAGUAGAUUUUGAUAAAAAUUCUUUUUAUCAAAAAUAUAACAGUGAUCAACUUGAAAAAUUUUAUUUAUAUUAUAAAAAUAUAUUUAAUAAAGUAUAUAAUUAUUGUAUAUUCCUAUUAAAUAAGUAUGACAUUAAUGAAAUGUUAAAAAUUUAUAAAAAUUUUAAAUCUCUUUUAAUAGAUGAUGAAGUAAUAAAUAAAGUAUAUAUAGAAGUGCUUUAUGAAAAAAUUAUAUUAAAUUCGGAAUCAGAAAAUGUUUCAAGUCUAUUGAAAUUUAUUUGCAAUAGAAAAAUGCAAAAAAUUAGCGGAAAAUAG